Molecule: messenger RNA, 9649 nt
Organism: Loxodonta africana (African savanna elephant)
Lineage: Eukaryota; Metazoa; Chordata; Mammalia; Proboscidea; Elephantidae
Gene: ZNF71
Product: zinc finger protein 71
Exons: 4
Coding region: 112-1758 (548 amino acids)
Biological process (GO): regulation of transcription by RNA polymerase II
Molecular function (GO): RNA polymerase II cis-regulatory region sequence-specific DNA binding; DNA-binding transcription factor activity, RNA polymerase II-specific
Source: RefSeq, a predicted model, not a curated record
GCGGCCGGGCGGGCCUAUCCGGCGCCGGUCAUUGUCCUGACAGAGCGGCCGGGUUGUCUCGGCCCCGCAAGCCUGUCCACCCAUCCUCCAAUCACCGUGGGCAGCCGAGGGAUGGCCACCCAGCUGCUGACGGAUGAGGCCCUGGAAUCAGUGACCUUCAGGGACGUGACUGUGGACUUCACCCUGGAGGAGUGGCAGCAGCUGAAGCCUGCUCAGAAGAAUCUGUACAGGGAUGUGAUGUUGGAGAACUACAGGAACCUGGUCUCGUUGGACUGGGAGACUAGACCUGAAAUGAAAGAGUCAGAUCCAAAGGAGGACAUUUCAGAGGACAAACCAUCCUUUGGGGUGGUCACAGAGGUACCUACAAGGAAUGGUGGCUGGUGUUCUACCUUAGAAGGAGCAUGGAAACAGGGUGAAUGGCUGGAGAGACAGCAGGGAAGUGCAGAAACCUGUUUGGAGCCAUUGGAAAUUUCUCAAGAGAACAAGCUCACUGAGCAGUUACACCCUGAAUGUAAUGAAUUUAAGGCAUUUUUUAACCCAAACUCGACCCUCAUUCUGCCAAGGUUGGAAGAUCCAACAGAAAAAGGGAGCCAUGCUUUUGUAAUGCAUGGAAAGCACUUCUCAAGUAACUCAGACUUAAAUAAACCCUCUAAACUCUAUGUAGAGAAGAAAUCCUAUGACUGUAGUGUGUGUGGCAAGGCUUUCAGCCGAAGCUCAUCCCUGGUAAAGCACCAACGGAUUCAUACGGGAGAGAAACCCUUUGAGUGUGACAUCUGUGGAAAGCACUUCAUUGAACGCUCAUCCCUCACCAUUCAUCAGAGAGUUCACACUGGAGAGAAGCCCUACGAAUGUAACGACUGUGGGAAAGCCUUCAGCCAGAGGAUGAACCUCAUUGUGCAUCAGAGGACUCACACUGGAGAGAAGCCGUAUGUAUGCAACGUGUGUGGCAAAGCCUUCCGGAAGACCUCAUCCCUCACUCAGCAUGAGAGAAUCCACACGGGAGAGAAACCCUACACGUGUGGGGACUGUGGGAAAGCCUUCAGCCAGAACAUGCACCUCAUUGUACACCAGAGGACACAUACUGGGGAGAAACCCUAUGUGUGUAGUGAGUGUGGGCGGGCCUUCAGCCAAAACAUGCACCUGACUGAACAUCAGAGGACUCACACUGGAGAGAAACCCUAUGAGUGUAAGGAAUGUGGGAAAGCCUUCAAUAAGAGCUCAUCCCUCACUCUCCAUCAGAGAAACCAUACUGGAGAGAAACCCUAUGUGUGCAACGAGUGUGGGAAAGCCUUCAGCCAGAGUUCAUACCUCAUCCAGCACCAAAGGUUUCAUAUUGGGGUGAAACCCUUUGAAUGUAAUGAGUGUGGGAAAGCAUUCAGCAAGAACUCAUCUCUCACUCAGCAUCAGAGAAUUCACACAGGAGAGAAACCCUACGAGUGCUACAUUUGCAAGAAGCACUUCACGGGACGCUCAUCUCUCAUCGUGCAUCAGAUCGUCCACACCGGAGAGAAACCCUACAAGUGCAACGAGUGUGGGAAAUCCUUCAGCCAGAGUGCAUACCUCAUUGAACACCAGAGGAUCCACACCGGAGAGAAGCCCUACAAGUGCAAUGAGUGUGGGCGGUCCUUCAUCAAGAACUCUUCACUUACGGUCCACCAGAGAAUUCACACAGGAGAGAAACCUUAUAAGUGCAGUGAAUGUGGGAAAACCUUCAGCCGGAACACAAACCUUACUCGGCAUCUGAGGAUUCACACCUAGGAGAAGUGUGGGGAGCAUUUCUGCCUGGGGUUUUGCUUCAUGGAGCUUCAGAAUUUACUCUGUUGUUAGCUGCCAUCAAGUUGAUUUUGAUUCAAGAUUUUGUCAGAGUAGGACUGCUCCAUAGAGUUUUCAGUGGUUGUGAUCUUAAUAGAAAUAGAUCACCAGGCCCUUCUUCUAUGGCACUGCUAAGUGGGUUUGAACCAGCAACCAUUAGGUUAGCAGCCGAGCACAAACCACUUGUGCCACCCAGGGACCUAGGGUUCUCAAAUUAAUAUCAUUAGUGUGAGAAGUCCUUCCAUUGGUGCACACAGGUAACUCAGUAUUUGAGAAGUCACACCCCAAUGGAGUCUUAUGAAUGUGGGAAAGUCCUUCAGUCCAUGAUGCUCCUUUUCUUACAGAGAGUCAGAAGAUCCACAGUAGAGCAAACCCCUGGAGGUCUGGCAUAUUUAGGAACAUUUUAAGGUUAACUGUAGGUGGUAAGGAAACCCUGGUGGCGUAGUGGUUAAGUGCUAUGGCUGCUAACCAAAGGGUCAGCAGUUUGAAUCCGCCAGCCACUCCUUGGAAACUCCAUGGAGCAGUUCUACGCUGUCCUCUAGGGUCGUUAUGAGUCAGAAUCAACUCGACGGCACUCGGUUGGGUUGGUAGGUGGUAAUGGAUGGAGCAAGCAGUUUGUUCUUGACUAUUAGCCUAACUCAUUGUGACUUUACGUGUGCAGAGUAGAACUGCUCCAUAGGGUUUUCAAGGCUGUGACCUUUUGGAAGCAGAUCACCAGACCUUUCUUCCAAGGUGCCUGUGGGUGGGUUCUUACUGCCAACCUUUUCGCUAAUAGUCAAGUGCUUAACUGUUUGCUCAACUAUGAGUUGGAAUUGACUCAGUGGCAAUUAACAACCUAAAGGUUGGCAGUUCGAACCCACCCAGUGGCCCCAUGGAAGAAAUACCUGGCAAUCUGCCUCCAUAAAGAUUACAAUCAAGAAAACCCUAUGGAGUGCAGUUCUACUCUGUAGUACAUGGGGUCACCAUGAGUCAGAAUCGACUUGACAGCAAUGAGUUUGGUUUUGGAAGGUGGUAACAGGAGUUUCACAAUAGGAACUUAGGGUAUCUGAGUUCCAAAUCCAGCUCUCUGAAUAAAUUGUUAUAUGAGCUUGGACAAAUCACUUCGUGUUUUCGAGUCUCAGUUCCCUCUGUAGUAAAAGGAAAGGGGAAUGCGCUCAACACAUGAACACUGGGACAUUUUUCCCUUUAUCAUCUGCACCCUAGAGUCCAGAUGUCCCAUUUGUCACCAUCUGUGAAUUUCCUUGAUGGGUUAAGAGCUAGAGGGGCUUCAGUCCUCCCCACCUCUCAGCCCCCUUACAUGCUCCUACAACACACUGUGGAGGCUACCAAGCUACCAGGCGCUGCAAGUGUUUGAGUCUUGUGUGGAAAAAAAUAUUUUUUGGAGUUAGCAAAUAACAAUAACUGCCUCAAAUGCCAAAGUUUCUUAUAGUGCUGUUAAUUUUUUUUAAAUAAAACUUUUAAUUAAGGGAGACCAUGUCAUAAAGAGGAGCCCAGGUGGCGCAGUAGUUAAGUGCUUGGCUGCUGAAAGGUCAGUGGUUGAACUCACCCAUCAGCUCUGUGGGAGAAAACACCUGGUGAUCUGCUUCCAUAAAGAUUACAGUCUAGGAAACCCUACAGGGCAGCUCUGAUCUGUCACUGAGUCAGACUCAGCUUGAUGGCACACAACAAGAAGUCACUGAAGUAGGCUGUAGGUGUGAGAGAAACUGAUACUUAUUGUCCCGUCAAACUCCUUUUCAAGGAUUGUGGGGCAGAGGAGGGAAAACAAAUACCAACAGGUUUGAUAUUGAGGUUUAAGUAUGUAUUGGAUUUAAUGAAGAGUCCCUGGGUGGCGCAAACAGUUAAGUGCUUGUCUACUCACCUAAAGUUUGGCAGUUUGACCCCACCCAGAGGUGCCUCAGAAGAAAGGCCUGGUAAUCUGUUUCCAAAAGGUCACGGCCUUCAAAACCCUAUGUUGCACCAUUCUGCUCUGCACACGUGGGGCCACCAUGCAUCGGAAUCGACGGCAACUGGUUUUGGUAAUGGAUUGAAUGAGUAUACACAUCAAGUACGGAUCCUGCUGUCUGUUUUUUAGUUAUUUUUAUAGUUAGAGUAACUCGAAGGUCAUUUAAAGUUAGCUCCCCAAAGCUGACUUGAAGAAGAGGUUGCCUGCCGCUCUGUUUACACGUGUAGUUUUUCCCCAAAGUCUACUUCCUCUGGGGACUUUUAUGCCACUAUUUUAACAUUUGAUGCUGUUGUUAGGUGCCAUUGAGCUGAUACCAACUCAUAGUGACGCCACGUGACAGAGUAUAACUACCCCAUAGAGUUUCCUAUGCCGUAAUAUUUAGGGGAGCAGAUCACCAGGUCUUUUCUCCUGCAAAGCUGCUGGGUGGGUUAGAACCGCUAACCUUCUGAUCCGAAGUUGAGUGCUUAACCAUUGUGCAACCAGGGCUCCUUACAUUUGAUGCUACUUGUUGUUAAUCUGUCUUGCUGUUUCAGAAUGUUCCACACUUCCUGACACUGGUGUACACGAAGAAUAAAUAAUUCAUUUUUUAUCAUCUGUAUCAGUAAGCACAUUUUGUGUAGUAAAAACAGCCACUCAGGCAUGUAAAAUGACAGUUCUUUGUCUAUCUGUUGGGUGGGCAUCAGGGUAGGUUUGAUCAAAGCACUCGUCCUCAGAGCCAUAGCCCUUGUUCUCUGUGAUUCCCUGGCUUCUUCCCCGAGCUAGCUUCUCUUGUGGUAUUAUAGUGGUUUCCAGCAGCUCCUGACUGUGUGUUUUCUAAGUUACAUCCAGGAGAGAGACUUGUCCUAGUCAUUGAAAACAAUCCCUAAGCUUCAUUCUGUUGGACUCACCUGUGAACUGUGGCCAGAGAAAUAUCAUGUACUGAUUGGCUUUGGUCUGGAUCUUGUUCUCAUGCCUAAAAUAGUAGUGGUUGCAAAGGGCAUGAGAUUGAUAGCCAAGAUUGGCCUGAACCCACUACCCACCCAUGAUCUGGGGGUGAAAUUAAUCCCACUCAAAUCACAAUAUAGGGGGAAUUAUGAUACAGGGAAGGUGACCCCAACAUCCACCCCCGUCAUUCCAAAGAGGUUUAACAUGGUUUAUAGUCAAUGGCUGCUUUGGUUUUCUUCAUGAAAGUGAGGUCUCGUCACAGAUACCAUUUUCUUUGGGAAGUCCUCUCAUCGUCAUGGUUACCAGGAGGACCCUUAGUCAUUCUAAGAGAUGGGGGCAGGAAAGCUUGGAUCCUCAGUCAAGGGUCAGGUUGGAGGGGGUGAUGGCUCCCUGGGAGUAGGACCAGAGAGUGACCAGAAUGGUCAAGAAGCUCAAACUCACAUCAGCUUGUACCUGCAUGGCUAGUAUGCCUUAUCCGCACCCUCGUAUUCCUGCUGGAAAACAAUGACAAAACUAGCAACAGUCACCAACGGUAUCUGGGGGAAUUUGGGAGGGCAGACGACCUUGUCAAAGUUGUUGAAAAUGGCUGGACAGAAGGUGAGUGAAGAGGAAGAGAAUUUGGAGCCCCGGUUGUGUAAGCCUGAGUAGUCUUACUUAACGCCUCUGUGCUGCAGUUUCCUUACUUUAAAAAUGGGAACAAUGAGACUCCAGAGUUGAUUGAUGGAUCAGUCAGGGGAAGGUCAAGCUGCCAUAACAAGUGGAGCCAACAACAGAGACUUAAAGAACAAAGUCUUUCUCGGUUUCUGUUCUCCCUUCUCCUCCUGAGUUUCUCUUUUUCUUAUUUUGUUUCUGUCUCCCUCUCUGCAUUUCUCCAUUCUCUUGCCUGCUUGCCCUCUGAGUUUCUGUUCUCCCUUUCUCCCUUUCACGGGGUUUCUCUUCUUCCUCUAUGGGUUUCUGUUCUUCCUUCUCUCCCUCUCUGGGUUUCUCUUUUCUCCUUUUCUCUCUCUCUCUGCAUUUCUUUGUUGUCUCCCUCUCUCUAGUUGCUCCACCCUCCCAUAGGUAUUGAUCUUGUCCAUAUGGUUGACGCUGACUUGCCAGCACCUCCUAGAAAUUCCAUCUUAAAGGGAAAGAAACGUGAUGACCUUAGGUUGCAGUUUUUGAUUCAGAAGCUGCAUACAUGAUCUUUUAUGUGCCAUUGGCUCAAACGUAGCCAUGGGGCCACACUUAGCGGCAAGGGAGUCUGGGAAAUAAAGUCUGUAGCUGGGGGGUCAUGUUCUCUGUUACAACUUGGGUGGAGAGGAGGGGGAAGAAGGGUAGAAUAGAUGGAGGGGGGUAGUAAGUAGUCCCUAUCAUAGGAGCAAGGAGCCCUAGUGUCACAAAUGGUUAAACACUUGGCUGCUAAUCAAAAGGUUGGAGGUUCGAACCCCCCAGGGGUUCCACAGGAGAAAGACCUGGCGAUCUGCUCCGGUAAAGAUUACGGACUAAAAAACCCUAUGGGGCAGUUCUGCUCUGUCAUGUGGGGUCGCAGUGAAUCGAAAUCAAGUUGAUGGCACAUACCAAUAACAAUCUUUAUAGAAGCAGAUCGCCAACCCGUCUGUGGUGCUGCUGGGUGAGUUUGACCCACUAACCUUUCAGCUAGUAGUUGAACACAAACCCACCCAGGGAUCUUUAUCCCUAAGUAUUGUUAUUUGCCAUCAAGUUGAUUCUGACUCAUGGCAAUCCGCCCCCACCCCCCAUGUGUUACAGAGUAGAACUACUCCAUAGGGUUUUCUUGGCUGUGAUCUUUACAGAAGCACAUCACCCACCAGGUCUUCCUUCAGUAGCGCCCCUGGGUGCAUUCGAACUGCCAUCCUUUUGGCUAGUAGUUGAGCACAAGCCAUUUGUGCCACCCAGCAACCGUUCUCCCGGAGUAACAACCAAAACCAAACCCCCUGCCAUUGAGUUGAUUCUGACUCAUAGCAACCCUAUAGGACAGAGCAGAAUUGCCCCAUAGGGUUUCCAAGGAGCGCCUGGUGGAUUUGAACUGCUGACCUUUUUGGUUAGCAGCCGUCGCUCUUAACCACUAUACCACCAGGGUUUCCUAUCCCUGAGUAGUAGGCUUCCUGAGUAGCAGGAUUCAACUCCAUGCAGCCUGUAAAUUUAUUCAAACAAGCCAAUCUCAUCCUCUUAUUACUACCAAGCCUGCCUGUCACAGUCCCUGCUGGUUUACUCUGCUCCAGAGUACAAUCCGUGUGGCGUAUGGUGCCCUCCUCCCUGGGCUAUGAGUUGUUAGUUGCUGUCGAGUGGAUUCUGACUUAUGGCAACCCCAGGUGUGCAAAAUAGAACUGCUCCAUAGGCUGUGACCUUUCAGAAGCAGAUUGCCAGGCCUUGCUUCCAAGGCACCUCUGGGUGGGUUCGAAUGGCCAACCUUUCAGUUACUAGUUGAACACUUAACUGUUUGUCCCCCACCCCCCUCCCCGGGACUCCUUGAGCUAUGAGUAUACAUUCUUAAUAAACUAUUGUCGAUCUCAUCUGUCCAGUGUCAGCUGUCACAUGCUCAACCAUCACUGUAGCCCUAGGGAAGGACCCCUCCCUCAUCCACAGGAUGAACAUGAGGCAAUUCCUUCUCUGGAAGUUAGGCAACUACACAAGGUGAGCGAACGAUUCUCUGAAAUUGCAGAUUUCUCUAUGAUCCCGGGCAUACUGAAUGUGUGGCUGUUGUUAGGUGCCAUCGAGUCUGUUCCUACCCAUGGCGACUCCAAGUGAGAGGAGGACUACCUCACAGGGUAUUCUAGGUGGUAAUCUUUAAAGAAAUAGAUCACCAGGUCUUUUCCCCACAGGAGGCCAGCCUGUGGGUGGCCAAUAAAAGCCUGGGAAGAUGGAGGCUAACUGAAGCUUCCUGGGUUGAAUGUAUGAACAUUCUGCUCCUGGGGGAGGGGCAAGCAUGUCCCCUGAGGACACGGAAGCUCCAUGCUGAAGAACAUCCCCUUCCACCCAAUCCCUGCCUCUAGGUGGAGAUCUAGGGGAUGUUGUUGUUGUUGGGCUCCAUCGCGUCAAUUCUGACUCAUGGCACUCUCAUGUGUUAGAGAACUGCUCCAUAGGGUUUUCUUGGCUGUAGUCUUUACAGAAAGAAGGCCUGGUGGUGCAGUGGUUAAGCACUGGGCUGCUAAAAGAAAGGUUCCAACCCAACAGCCACUCCGUGGGUGAAAAGACCUGGCAAUCUGUUCCUGUAAAGAUUUCAGGCUAGGAGCCUAUGAGGCAGUUCUACUCUGUCCUAUAGGGUUCCUAUGAAUCGGAAUCCACUCGACAGCAAUGAGUUGAUGUUUACAGAAGUAGAUCAUAGGCCUUUCUUCCAAGGCGCCUCUGGUGGACUUGACCUACCAUCCUUUUUGUUUGCAGCACAGUGGUUAACCACUGGUGCCACCCAGGGACUCUGUAUAAUUUUUUAAAAAAAGUUGCCAUCGUGUCAUUUCCAACUCAGAGUGACCCCAUGUGACAGAACAGAACUGCCCCAUAGGGUUCAAACUGCUGACCUUUGGUUAGCAGCUAAGCACUUAACCGUUGUGCCACUGGGGUUCCUUCCCAGGGAAUAAGAGAUUGGAAAUUCUUCAGAAGAGAUCAGCCCCAAUCCAGCAGAAACCCUGGACCCAGUAGAAGGCAGAACCAGGAUAAAAAGCAGCAGAAGCAGGGAGAAAGCAGAAGCUGGCGUCCACUGAGCAGAGAAGUGGCAGCAGAGCAGUGUGAGAGGAGCAGGCCAAGCACUGUAAUGCACUUAGGGCUGCAAAAGAAACCUGUGUGUGCAUACCACAGCUUCCUUGCACAAGACACCCAGGCGAUGCAGCAAACAAGCAGCCAUUUAACAUAAAAUCACAUUUAUUCAAUUCUCAAUAAAGUGCCAGACACAGAAUGUUGGUGGCCAGAGGGGGGUGGAACUAAAGAAUGAGGAACAGAGGUCGAAAUGAGGCACAAAUACAGCCUAUCAUUGCUGGGAGCUAUGUUGAGUUUGACACAUAGCAGUCCCAUGUGACAAAGUAGAACUGCCUCAUAGGGUUUUCUAGGCUGUAAUCUUUACAGAAGUGGAUCACCAGGUCUUUCUCCCAUAGAGGCACUGGGUGGGUUCAAACCACUGACCUUUCAGUGAGCAUUCAGGUGCUUAACUGUAUGGCAGCCAGGUCAAGCUGGGCAGUACAUGUCCCAUGUCCAAAUCCCUCCACCUGGAAUGAGAACAGACGAGCCCACCCUUGAGGGGACCACACAAAAAUAUCAUGAGGAUCAAGAGAGGAUCUGCUUGAGCAAAGAUGAGUCUGGAAUUCUGCAUAAGUAACUGUGGUCUAUGGCCACCACCACCACCAGCUGCCACUGAGCUGACUCCGACUUGAGGCAACCCCAUGUGUGUCAGAAUAGAACCGUGCUCCACAGGGUUUUCAAUGGCUGAUUUUUCAGAAGCAGACCACCUGGCCUUUCUUCUGAGACGCCUCUGGGUGGACUUGAACUUCCAACCUUUUGGUUAGCAAUAAAGCAUGUUAACCAUUUGCACCACCCAAGGACUCCUGUAAAGGGAAAGAGAGUAUUUUAGGCUUUGUAGUCCACAUAUGGUCUCUGUUGCACAUUUUUUUCCUCUAACAACCCUUUUAAACCAUAAUCACCGUUCUUAGCUUGCAGGUCGUACAAAAACGGGCCACAAAGCCAGCUUUGGUCCUCAGGAUGUGGUUUGCCAUCCCUAGGUGAGGCAAAUGGUUUGUGCUCAACUAUUAAUCUAAAAGUUGGUGGUCUGAACCCACUCAACCAAACUGUGAAAGAAAGCCCUGGCAAUCUGCUUCCAUAAUGAUUACAGCCAAGAAAACUCUAUGGAACAGUACUACUCUUAACAGGCAGGGGCACCUUGAGCUAGAGUCAACUUGAAGGUGAAAGGUUUGGUUUGAUCUAAUCUCUUCUGCUAGAACUACUACUUAACUUUCAAGGCCCAGUGCCAAAUGAACCCUGGUGGUGCAG